Messenger RNA from Triplophysa rosa, 1960 nucleotides. RefSeq names its product V-type proton ATPase subunit B-like. The transcript is spliced from 2 exons. Lineage: Eukaryota; Metazoa; Chordata; Actinopteri; Cypriniformes; Nemacheilidae. Bases 884 to 1114 code for a protein of 76 amino acids. The record is from RefSeq and is a predicted model, not a curated record.
UUUACAUUUGUAUAGAAGCGGGUUGAGAUUUUUUUGUUAAUUGGAGAUUACGGUCACAUUGGUCACGUAUACACUGCAAAGUUUUAAAUGCUGGAGUAAAUCCACAAAAUAAUCGUUCCAUGUGUGUACGAAAAGUUAUGUCAGUCCCGCAUUUGUGAUAAUUGACACACUGGUAACCAUAGCGACAUUCUGGCAUCUCGCAGUUAUGAAUAAUUACCUGUUUGGUAUUUGCUAUUUUUUGGCUAAAGAGUUGUUUUGUCCGUCAAUUUAAACUAAACUACUGCUAAUAGAUGCGCUGUAUUUUGUUUAUACUCGGAAGGCUACUUAACAGGGUGCUCUUUUAUAGUGCUAACAUGAAUGUUAUUAAUAAGCGCUUUUAUGCUGGUUUUGUCUGGCAAAAAUGGUCAGUUGCGGAUAUUUGAGAUUUUUUAGUCUUAUAAAUUGAAACCCAGCACUGGCCCCCAUUCACUUCUAUUGUAUGGACACAAAACCAGUGCAAGUGAAUGGGUGCCAGUUAACAACAUUCUUCAAAAUAUCUUCUUUUGUGUUCUGGGGAAGAAAGAACGUCAUACAGGUUUGAAAUGACAAGAGGGUAAGUAAAUGAUGACAGCAUUUUUAUUUUUGGGUGAACUAUCACUUUAAACGAAGGGCUUGUGAGAGCGGCUAGCCCCGUGUCAAAAUGUAUGAAAAUAAACAUUUCUAGCACUGUUAUUUUCUUGCAUCGCACAAAAACGGACAAAAACACAUCCGUUUGGACUGAUGGGCGUCAUUAACAACUAGUUGUUGAGUUCUGUACGUAUGUGGCCAUUAAGAAUGAGCAGCCUAUGACAAAGCUUCUUUUUUGCAGUAUGCAUGCUAUGCUAUUGGAAAAGAUGUGCAGGCAAUGAAGGCCGUGGUUGGAGAGGAAGCACUGACAGCAGAUGACUUGUUGUACCUGGAGUUCCUACAAAAGUUUGAGAAGAACUUUAUAUCACAGGGUGCGUAUGAGAACCGAACUGUGUUCGAAACGUUGGACAUUGGCUGGCAGCUUCUGAGAAUCUUCCCCAAGGAGAUGCUGAAGAGGAUUCCUCAAAGCACCCUGGCUGAGUUUUACCCUCGAGAUUCCAAACAUUAGUCCUGCUUUACGCAAUGGGUUUGUCAAAUGUUCGAUAGUCCUAGAUGUUUCUCUCUCUCUGUCUGCUAAAAUCAAGUACACUGCUGCCUCGAUAGGUGUAUUGAUGGAAUACAAAGUUGUUUUUCAUGGCUUGUUUAUUGCUGCUUUCAGAAUUUAUUUACUAUGUAAGUGUCACUAAAUAGUCAAGGAAAUAUUGUGAAUAUUGUCACUACACUGGAGUUAAAGUUGUGAGGUAUAUGUGUGUGUUAAGUGUUUCAAACGGUGUUAUGACAGAAUGGUGUGCUAUGUGGCCAGCUUUUAUCGGUAGUCUGUGAUGUUUCUUUUAAACAUUGAAGCGAUUUAGUGUCCACCACAAAACUGCCUGAUGUUAUUUUAUCAAAGUGCCAACUUUGAGCGUAUAAUGUCUUCAUGUAUUUUAUGGAUUUGUCAUUAUAAACAAUCCUCUUUAUAUAUAUUGGUCAUUAUAUAUAAUGUAAGGCGCAGGUUUAAGUGGUUUGAAUGGUUUAAAAAGGAAUUUUAAAAGAGUUGUCCUAUCUGAUAGAAUGUCUUUUUUGUUACUUUCUUUUUUUGCACUUUUAUUUCAUGUUUGUGGAAGAUGUAUUACAAUAAUGUGUCAUUGUUCAUAGUUGUGAAAACAUGAACAUUUUAUUUAUUGUUUCUAUUUAUUUUGGUGCCAUAAAUUAUAUGUAUUGUGAUAAAUGUAUAAUGUUGUAAUGCAUGAAUAUUGUAAAUGUGUUUGUGUCCAUUUGCUUUAUGAAAUAAACUAUAAUGUGUAUAAAUGAAUGAUCAUGACAGUAACUGAUGGUACAACUGUAAUAAACAAUGCAAUUAUAUAGCCUUAUUGAA